AUGGAGGUCAACAUGCGUCUGUAUAUCUUCCUAAGCCACCUCGGGUUGGCCUUCAUUUUAAUGUACUCCUUCAUGAAGUACAACGAGUUCUACUCAGCUGUGGUGUAUCUGUCAACGGAGAAGUUCCCCAGGACGAUUAUUUACAACUUUUUCUUGAUGAUUUUCAUCAUACUGUGCAAGCUUCUGUUGAACAUAUUUAUUGGCGAGCUGAGAUACCUGGAAGUGGAGCAGCUCAUAGACAACGCCCGGGCGUUUAUAAUGGAUACCAUAUUGUUUUUGGUUUUGUCCAAGCCCACAAUAAAUGGGAAGGAAGUAUCCUCCAUUAUUUUAAUUAAAUACUUAUCUAUCAUCGUUAUUUUGAAGGCAUACCACUUGGUCCUUUACUCCCGGGUUUCUCACAUCUUCGAACUGGGGGUGCCCCGAACCCGAGUGCUGGUGAAGCUGUUCCUCUUCAUGUGCCUCCUGUCAGUGGCCAACCUGACCAUGUUUACCUACUUCUACAAAUACUCGCUAAAAAAUUCGACUAUGUACCUGUGGCUGUUUUUCGAAAGCUUGAGCAUAUUCGAGUCCUGUCAAAUAUCGAUAUUUAAAUUUUUUGUGAACAUAAUCGACCUUAGAUCAGCGAAUGGAUUAUCCUCCAAAGCAACCAUUUUAUUUUUCCUCGACAUCCUGCACGACAUCAUGAGCUUAAUCAUAUUCUUGGUCUUCAUCCUAGUGUUCAUUCUCAAUAAUUUUAGCAACCUGCCACUACACAUGACUGCAGACAUUAUACACGUUGUAAAAACGUUAAUAUCGAGAUUUAAAUCGUUUCAGAGGUACCGAGAGUUGACCAAGAAUAUCGAAACAAAAUUUGCUGAUGCGACGGAGGAAGAGUUAAAAGAAGUUGGUACGUGUAUUAUAUGCAGGGACGACUUGAAGGAGGGCUCCAAAAAAUUAACCUGCUCUCAUAUCUUUCAUGUAGAGUGCCUAAAGUCGUGGUUCAUUCAGCAGCAGACCUGCCCCAUAUGUAGAACAGAAAUAAAGCCGCAGAAUAGCAAAGAAAACGCGCAGAAUGACGCCAAACAAAAGGAGGAAGAGCAGCAGCAGCAAGAGGAGGAAGAAAAAAAAGAGCAGAAAAUAAAUCAGCUAACCAUACAGGAAAUAAUUACCAAGGCUUCUUUUCUUCCCAGUGAUAAGAAUUCUCCCUACUUGAAUGACCCUGCCACGGCCAGUAUGUUCCCCCCCAAGGAGGACGACUGCGUCAUGUUUAGCGAGAACGUGGAGGUCAAGCAGCGCAUAAAGAUUCUGGCUGACCUGUGCGACUAUUACAGGGAGUUGUGCCUGACCUGCCUGAAGGAAAUAGACAAAAUCAACUAUACCGCGGUGCCGGCGAAUGUCAUGCUGAGGAACAUAUACGGGUCGCUGAAUUACAACGUGCUGAACAACGCGGAGGAAGACGAGGUUAAGAAGUAUUUGACGAAAAUUUCGCAUGUGCCCCAGAUGAGUGUGUUUAAGAGCUACCUGGAGAGGGUGCUGAUCGAGGACAUGAAGUACACCAAGGAGAUUUGUUCGCUCAUGUAG
Messenger RNA from Plasmodium cynomolgi strain B, 1560 nucleotides. RefSeq lists its product as hypothetical. The transcript has 4 exons. The record is from RefSeq and is a predicted model, not a curated record. The coding region runs from base 1 to 1560 and encodes 519 amino acids. NCBI's taxonomy places the organism in Eukaryota, Apicomplexa, Aconoidasida, Haemosporida, Plasmodiidae.